Molecule: messenger RNA, 459 nt
Organism: Trichoderma harzianum CBS 226.95
Lineage: Eukaryota; Fungi; Ascomycota; Sordariomycetes; Hypocreales; Hypocreaceae
Exons: 1
Coding region: 1-459 (152 amino acids)
Source: RefSeq, a predicted model, not a curated record
AUGUCAUCCUCAAAACCCCCCUCAGCCAAACCCCUCCCCCAAAAGCCCUUCAAAGUCAUCCCCAACCACCCCCUCCGAACUGCUUCCGCCGCCCCCCUCCAAGCCCUCCCCCAACUCCCUCAGUCCAGACCCCGUGCUGACUCGGACACCCUCCCCCAAAACUCCCACCAGCUCAAGAACCUCAAGAUCACGCAGUACUGCCGCAUCCAAGUCCAUGAAGCUCGCGACGGAGCCCCAGGCCUGGUCCAGUACUGGAUCCGCGCGGAUUAUGUUCUCAGCGACCGCCUCAAGGAGUCGGAAGUUCCUGAAGGCCACUGGCCUAAACUCGUGGAGCUUGCCAAGGCUGUGUGCGGUGAUCGAAGUGUCAAUGAAGUCAGGAUGUUGACUGCGUUCUAUUCCCCGGAUGAUACGACCAAGGUGGAUAUGAAGGUAGAGUCGCUCCCCCUGGAGUUGCAAUGA